CUGAGCUGGGGCUAAAAAUAAUCAACUUUUUACACUUCAACUCUCACUGUACUCUCUCUUUCUGUCCUCCGUUUGUUUCAUAUCUUUAAAAAAAAAGAAGAAAAACAGAGUCCCGGAAUGAAACGCUGUCAUUAAGGAUAAUUACUUUUCUUUUCGAGAGUGACUGGAGGCCUGUGUGGAGCAGUGUGGGGGGGGCAUGGCCUUGUCGUUUUGUGGAAACGACAAGGGUAUCAAUCCCUACAGCGUGGUGAAAGGCACGCUGAACAAUGGCUGCUUCGUGGACGCUCUCAACCUGGUGCCCCACGUCUUCCUGCUCUUCAUCACCUUCCCCAUCCUCUUCAUCGGUUGGGGCAGUCAGAGCUCCAAAGUGCAGAUUCAUCACAACACAUGGCUUCAUUUCCCCGGACACAACAUGAGGUGGAUCCUCACUUUCUCGCUGCUCUUCGUCCACGUCUGCGAGUUCGCCGAGGGCAUCGUCUCCGACAAGAUGAUGCUGAAAACCACCCACCUUCAUCUCUUCUUGCCGGCCUUCAUGGGUUUCAUCGCCGCGACAACAUCAGUCGUUUACUAUCACAACAUCGAGACGUCCAACUUCCCCAAACUGCUGCUCGUCCUCUUCAUCUACUGGGUGUUGGCGUUCAUCACCAAGUCCAUCAAGCUGUGGAAGUUUGCAGCGCACGAGGUGGGCCCUCAGUACUUGAGGUUCUGCAUCACGGCGCUGUUGGUGCUGCUGUACGGGCUGCUGAUGGCCGUGGAGAUCAACGUCAUCAGAGUCAGGAAGUACGUGUUCUUUGCCAACCCCCAGAAGGUGAAACCCCCCGAGGAUUUGCAGGAUUUAGGCGUUCGCUUCCUGCAGCCGUUUGUCAACCUGCUGUCUAAGGCAACAUAUUGGUGGAUGAAUCCUCUGAUUAUCGGAGCCCACAAGAGGCCGAUCGAGUUGAAGAAGAUCGGGAAGCUGCCCAUCGCCAUGAGAGCGCUCACCAACUACCUGAAGCUCAAAGACGCCUACGAGGACCAGAGGACAGCAGAGGAUCCCAACAAAGCCCCGUCCAUCUGGCGCUCCAUGUACCGAGCGUUCGGACGGCCCAUCCUGCUCAGCUCCACCUUCAGAUACCUGGCCGACCUGCUGGGCUUCGCCGGGCCGCUCUGCAUCUGCGGCAUCGUCAAGUACCUGAAGAAGGACAAGUUGUCAGAGCAGUACAAGGCCAAGGCAUUGGAGGCGAUGAUGAUUAGUGUAGCAAAUAACACUAAAAUGGACGUGUACUUCAUACCGUCCACCGAGCUGCUUCAGAACCCCUCAGUUCUCGCUGUUCUUCUCUUCCUGGCGUUGAUCCUGCAGAGGACCUUCCUGCAGGCGUCAUACUACGUUACCAUAGAGACCGGCAUCAACCUGCGCGGAGCCCUGCUGGCGAUGAUUUACAACAAGAUCCUGCGUCUGUCCACCUCCAACAUGUCGAUGGGGGAGAUGACGAUCGGGCAGAUCAACAACCUGGUUGCUAUAGAGACCAACCAGCUGAUGUGGUUCUUCUUCCUCUGCCCCAACCUUUGGGCCAUGCCUGUGCAGAUUAUUAUGGGAGUGAUCCUGCUCUACUACCUGCUGGGCUGGAGCGCUCUGGUCGGAGCGUCUGUUAUCGUCCUGCUGGCCCCUGUCCAGUACCUCAUCGCUACAAAGCUGGCAGACACUCAGAAAAGCACACUGGAGCACUCUACAGAUCGUCUGAAGAAGACCUCGGAGAUCUUGAAGGGUAUAAAGUUGUUGAAGCUUUACGCCUGGGAGAAUAUCUUCUGCGACAGCGUGGAGGAAACCAGAGGGAAGGAGCUCACCAGCCUCAGGACCUUCGCCUUCUACACCUCCAUGUCCAUCUUCAUGAACGCUGCGAUCCCCAUUGCUGCCGUGCUCGCGACGUUUGUGAUGUCUCAUUUCCUGAAUGAAAAAGGCCCCACUCCUCACGAGGCCUUCGCUGCUCUGGCGCUGUUCCACAUCCUCGUCACUCCUCUCUUCCUGCUCUCCACUGUGGUCAGAUUCGCUGUGAAGGCUCUCGUCAGUGUCGAGAAGCUCAAUGAGUUUCUCCAGAGUGACGAAAUCGGAGACGACAGCUGGAGGAACGGUGACAUGUCUGUUUCCAUGGAAGCAGGAAAGAAACCCUCAGGCGGGACCAAAGCCAUGAACAGGAAGCAGCCGAUACGCUACCAGAUGGAUAACUACGAGCUGCCGACCAGGCGACAGAUGAGACCCACGGAGACGGAGGAUGUGGCGGUCAAGGUGAGCAAUGGAUCCUUCACCUGGGGAAGCAACCUGUCCACGCUGUCAGACAUCAACAUCUGCAUCCCCACAGGUCAGCUGACCAUGAUUGUAGGCCAGGUGGGUUGUGGGAAAUCCUCUCUGCUGCUGGCCAUGCUCGGGGAGAUGCAGACCAUCGAUGGGAGGGUCUACUGGAGCAAGCAGUCUGAUAAUGAGAUGGCUCACGAGGGAAACACCAGUUGGUCAGGGGCAGAGGAGAGUGAUGAAGACGUCCGGAGCAAGAACAGGUACUCUGUGGCCUACGCUACCCAGAAGUCCUGGCUGCUCAACGCCACGGUGGAAGAAAACAUCACCUUCGGAAGUCCUUUCAACAAACAGAGGUACAAGACGGUGAUAGACGCUUGUUCUCUGCAGCCUGAUAUCGACCUGCUGCCUUUUGGAGACCAAACUGAGAUUGGAGAGAGGGGCAUCAACCUGAGUGGAGGUCAGAGACAGAGGAUCUGCGUGGCCAGAGCGCUCUACCAGAACACCAACAUCGUCUUCUUGGACGAUCCCUUCUCAGCUCUGGAUAUCCACCUCAGCGAUCACUUGAUGCAGGAGGGCAUCCUGAAGUUCCUGCAGGACGAUAAACGCACCGUGGUCCUGGUCACCCACAAACUGCAGUACCUCAUACACGCCGACUGGAUCAUAGCGAUGAAGGACGGCUCGGUGCUGAGAGAAGGAACUCUGAAGGACAUCCAGACGCACGACAUCGAGCUCUACGAACACUGGAAGACGCUGAUGAACCGCCAGGACCACGGCCUGGAGAAGGACAUCCAGCAAGACAGUCAAACAACGCUGGAGAGGAAAACUCUGAGAAGGGCUUUCUACUCCAGAGAGACCAAGAACCAAAUGGACGAUGAAGACGAAGAGGAGGAAGAGGAGGAGGAAGAUGAUGACAACAUGUCUACAACCACCAACAGAAGAUCAAAGGUCCCAUGGAGGGUGUGCUGGUGCUACCUUUCCUCCGGAGGUUUCUUCAUGGUCUUCCUCAUGGUUUCCUCAAAACUCCUCAAACACUCCGUCAUCGUGGCCAUCGAUUACUGGCUGGCCAUCUGGACUUCUUCUAAAACCAACGCCACGUCUGUAUCGGGAACAAAUGAGAGCAACAUCACGGGCAACUUCACAAACAGCACCAGACCUGCAGACCCACACUCUGAGAUCGACUCGUACUACCUGCCUGUGUUCGUCACCCUGUGUGCGGCGGGCAUCACUUUGUGUCUCAUCACGUCUCUCACCGUGGAGUUCCUCGGUGUCUCUGCGGCCACCAACCUGCACCACAACCUGCUGAACAAGAUCAUCCACGCUCCCAUCAGGUUCUUUGACAUCACUCCUCUGGGGCUGAUCAUCAACAGAUUCUCCGCCGACACCAACAUCAUAGAUCAGCACAUUCCUCCCACCCUGGAGUCUUUAACGAGAUCGACGCUGCUCUUACUGUCGGCCAUCGGCGUGAUUUCCUCCAUCACUCCAGCCUUCCUCAUCGCUCUCAUUCCUCUGGCCGUCGCCUUCUACUUCAUCCAGAAGUACUUCAGGGUGGCCUCCAAAGACCUCCAGGACCUCGAUGACUCCACUCAGCUCCCUCUGCUCUGCCACUUCUCUGAGACCGCUGAGGGUCUGACUACCAUUAGAGCAUUCAGGCACGAGGCUCGUUUUAAGCAGCGUAUGUUGGAGCUGACAGACACCAACAACACCGCCUACCUGUUUCUGUCCGCCGCCAACCGCUGGCUGGAGGUCCGCACGGAUUACCUUGGAGCGGUGAUCGUUCUGACGGCUGCAGGAGCUUCAAUCUGGAGUUUAGAGUACAGCCACGACCACGGGGCCCUCGUUGGCCUCGGACUCACCUACGCCCUCACUGUCACUAACUAUCUGAACUGGGUGGUGAGGAACCUGGCGGACCUCGAGGUGCAAAUGGCCGCCGUGAAGAAGGUCAACAGCUUCCUGGGAACCGAGUCGGAGAACUACGAGGGGUCCAUGGACGCCUCUCAGGUGCCGGAGAACUGGCCUCAGACCGGGGAGAUAAAGAUCCAGGAUCUGUGUGUGCGCUACGACCCGAUGCUGAAGCCGGUGCUCAAACACGUCAACAUGUACAUCGAGCCGGGCCAGAAGGUGGGAAUCUGCGGACGCACCGGCAGCGGGAAGUCCUCUCUGUCUCUGGCCUUCUUCAACAUGGUGGAUAUCUUCGAAGGGAAGAUCGUCAUCGAUGGGAUCGACAUCUGUAAACUUCCCCUGCAGACGCUCAGGUCGAGACUCUCCAUCAUCCUGCAGGACCCCGUGCUGUUCAGUGGAUCAAUACGGUUUAAUCUGGAUCCAGAGAGGACGUGCAGUGAUGAUCGGCUCUGGGAGGCGUUAGAGAUCGCUCAGUUGAAGAACAUGGUCAAAACGCUGCCUGGAGGGCUAGACGCGGUGGUGACAGAAGCCGGGGAGAACUUCAGCGUGGGUCAGAGGCAGCUCUUCUGUCUGGCUCGGGCCUUCGUGAGGAAGAGCAGCAUCCUCAUCAUGGACGAAGCCACCGCCUCUAUAGACAUGGCCACGGAAAACAUCUUACAGAAAGUCGUGAUGACAGCGUUUGCAGACCGGACCGUCGUCACAAUCGCACACCGCGUCCACACCAUCCUCGAGGCCGACCUGGUCAUCGUGAUGAAGCGAGGAAACAUCUUGGAGUACGACAAACCGGAGACUCUCCUGGAACAAGAGGACGGGAUGUUCGCCUCCUUCGUCCGAGCCGACAUGUAGACUCGAGUCGGUCAGAAACUCUCCACAACUGACAGACAUUAUCCACUGCUUUUUACUUUUUUAAGGUGUUUUCUACACUUCUCUGUGACUCUGCGACAGUGUGGUGAGGACGGUAAUGUGCGACGAUAACAAGAAGCUUCUUCAGAUCCAGAAACAUUAUCUUGAACUUGAACUUGAAUCAGUCAGUUGAUCAAAUACUGCCUUUUUAAUUCAGAAAUGACAUGUAGAAACCCUAUUUAUCAUUUAAACGAUAAUCCAAUUCGCUUUUUAUGAACCAGGUUAUCCAAUUUCCGUAUUAAAAAUAGAAAGUACACAUAUCCUGGGAGUUUUUAGGUACAUUAAAAUGUAGAAAUUAGGAUUUUUUAGGGGACUUUUAUGUCCAAUUGUAAUAUAAAUGGCUUUAUUUGGAUUUAAAAUAGAUAACUUGAGAUAAAUAUGGCUGCAAACUAGUGGACAAAUAUACAUUUCUUCAUAAAAAGGAAUAACUAUUGAGAUAUUUCUACAAUUUCAGGUGUUUUAAGGCAGAAUGUAUGAGUGUAUAAGGCUUUCUGUAAAUGAUCAUUACGGAUUUACAUUGCAGUAUAUUGGAAAGUUAUUACAUUUAUUUUAAACACGUAUCAGUGGUAUUACUCUCGAGCACAAUAAUAAGGAGGGGAGGAACUUGUAUUUUUAAAUAUCUGAAUGUUGGCUCUGGCCAGUUGUUUCUGCAUCGUGCAGUUUUUAAAUAAUAUGAUCUGAUAUUUUAGAUGUGUGCUUUAUAUUUCAUGUGACAUAGAAGUAAAACUGAUAGAAGCUGCAUCCAAAAUGUCCUGGAAGAUUUGUCCCAUCAUAUCAGGGGUUUGAGGACAACACACUGACGUCUCUUUGCUUUAACUUUCGGAUCUUUUUGGGGCACAUUUCUGAAAUGUGUUCAAGGAAAUCAACAUUGAAGGAUUUGCAUUUUUCCAAUUUUUGACGGCAAAAAUAAACUAGGAGUUCAAAGCUGUUUUAUUUUAUUUGUUCGCAAACACUUCCUUUGGGACGAGAUAAGCAGAGGUGUUUGACCCAAUCAGAAAACACAGGAGUGUGUGUGUGUGUGUGUGUGUGUGUGUGUGUGUGUG
This is a messenger RNA of Trematomus bernacchii (emerald rockcod), 6114 nucleotides long. It is a transcript of the gene abcc9, whose product is annotated as ATP-binding cassette, sub-family C (CFTR/MRP), member 9. Gene Ontology annotation, molecular function: ABC-type transporter activity; ATP hydrolysis activity; sulfonylurea receptor activity. The coding region runs from base 197 to 5014 and encodes 1605 amino acids. Gene Ontology annotation, cellular component: membrane. The transcript has 43 exons. Gene Ontology annotation, biological process: transmembrane transport; potassium ion transport. The record is from RefSeq and is a predicted model, not a curated record. Lineage: Eukaryota; Metazoa; Chordata; Actinopteri; Perciformes; Nototheniidae.